Molecule: messenger RNA, 1491 nt
Organism: Cladophialophora yegresii CBS 114405
Lineage: Eukaryota; Fungi; Ascomycota; Eurotiomycetes; Chaetothyriales; Herpotrichiellaceae
Exons: 1
Coding region: 1-1491 (496 amino acids)
Source: RefSeq, a predicted model, not a curated record
AUGGCAAGCCUUCAAAUAAAGAGCCUGACCAAAAACUUCCAACACGCCAUUCGAAUUACGCGAGCCUUGAAGGUCAGAUAUCUCUGGAUAGACUCCUUGUGUAUUGUCCAGGACGACGAUGCAGAGUGGGAAGCUCAAUCAGCAGAUAUGGGUCUCGUAUAUGCCAAUGCAGAGUGUGUGGUCUCUGCGUCAGCGUCAAGAGAUUCCGAUGGAGGUUGUUUUAGGCCUCAGGAUCUUUUCCGCAGUGACUGCGUUUUGCGCAAAUCUUCGUUUCGAUCAAUCGAGGUCGAGGCUUCUGACGAUAAAUCCUUUGCGGCAUCACUAAAACUAUUCAAGGAUCGAGCGGAAAAUACAGUGCUGUCCACACGAGCAUGGGCGUUUCAGGAGAGAUACCUGGCUCGUCGGGUCUUACAUUUCUGUGAAGGAGUUGUAUUUUUCGAAUGCAACAACCUGAUUGUCAGAGAUGGCAUCCGUUUUUCCAGAGCAACAUAUCCACGAAGAGCUGGUGUUCGUUCUGAUGGAACUCUCUAUCCUCUAGAGGAAUGCGAAGCCGUCCGUCCGCCGUCUGAGCGAUCCAGAAUGGCACAGACUCGAACAAGACGCGGUCGUUUCAGGAUGGCUUUCAGCCAGCCGCCACCAGAAAACCCACAGGACACUGCCCGGCUGGAUCUGUUGAGCAGAAUGCUCGCUCUGUCGGCUCGAAGUGGCAUGCGAGGCGCGUUUGAACUCUUAUGGCGAUUCAAAGGUACAGAAAACGCAGAAAAGGUCGAAUUUCACCAGAGCUGGUACGAAAUCGUGGAACAAUACUCGACGCGCAAGCUCACACGGGAAUCUGACAAACUGAAAGCUAUGAGUGGGAUAGCCUAUUUUAUUCAGAAAAACACGGCCUUUCGAUAUGCAGCCGGGUUAUGGAAAGGGAUGCUGGCCUUCAACCUUCUGUGGGUGGUUUCAAGUUCCCCAGAAGAGAGGCCUGCGCGGAAUAUCCCUAGCUGGUCAUGGGGAUCAGUAAAUGGCCGGAUCUCCCAUCGCCUUCAAUUCCCGGAGCCAACGGAGCAACUGGAAGGCACAAAUGGUACAUCGCAACCCUUUCGAUUCCAAAGCACCUGGCGAGAAAUCACACCCCUCAUAUCUGAAGGAGAAAUGGAAGUCAUAGAACAGAGGAGCGACUUGGUGCUCAGUGCCCGACUUUCAGUGCACGGCCACCUCCACGCUUCCACAUCGCUUCAAGUCAAUAUCAUCCACGACGCCAUCUUGCCUAGUGCCUCCACCACCUCCGGCCAGCUGUUUUACUUACCUGUCCUGGCCUUCAAGAACGACAAGGUCCACCCCGUUGGGAGCGUCAUGCAAAUACAUGGUCUUGUGGUAAGGUCCAAAUUGAAUGUUCGAUGCACGUACGAAAGAGUCGGAUAUUUCUGGACCGCAAAUUGUCUUGGUUUGAAGCAGGUGCUUGAGCGGCAGCGGAACCCGACCAGCCUGGUAUAUCUCGUUUAG